Messenger RNA from Delphinapterus leucas (beluga whale), 1561 nucleotides. RefSeq names its product WD repeat domain 86 (gene WDR86). Lineage: Eukaryota; Metazoa; Chordata; Mammalia; Artiodactyla; Monodontidae. The record is from RefSeq and is a predicted model, not a curated record. Gene Ontology annotation, molecular function: protein binding.
CCUCUUGCGGGACUUAUAUAGGAUUCGGGGUGUGCACGUGAUUCCCCAGCGAGGGCGGACGCAGGGCGCUCUCCAACAAGCAGGGCCGACCCCAAGUCCCCCGAGAGCCCCUCUGGCAGGGUCCUUAGGACUGGGAGCCUGGAAGGAGCUGACUUGCCUGGUGGUGGCGCGCAGCCGCGGGCCCGGGAGCCGGGGGCCCCGCGAUGACCGCGGGACGCAGCCACAGGGAGCCGCGGCGAGGAUACCCGGGCGCCCCUCCCUAGCGGGGCGCAGCCUCCUCCUAAGUCCGCCGCCCGACCGGCGGGAUGGGGGGCGGAGGGUCUGCCCUGAGGGUCUGCGCGGACCACCGCGGGGGCAUCAACUGGCUCAGUCUGAGCCCCGACGGGCAGCGCCUGCUGACGGGCAGCGAGGACGGCACGGCCCGACUCUGGAGCACCGCGGACGGCCAGUGCUGCGCCCUCCUGCAAGGGCACGAAAGCUAUGUGACCUUCUGCCAGCUGGAGGACGAAGCCGCCUUCACGUGCAGUGCUGACUGCACCAUCAGGAAGUGGGACGUGCUGACCGGGCAGUGUCUGCAGGUGUUCCGGGGACACACGUCCAUUGUGAACAGGAUCCUGGUCGCCAACAACCAGCUCUUCAGCAGCUCCUACGACCGGACAGCUCGAGCCUGGAGUGUGGACAAGGGGCAGGUGGCCCGGGAGUUCCGGGGCCACCGCAACUGUGUGCUGACUCUAGCCUACUCUGCCCCCCAGGACCUCCCUGGGGCUCCGUGCACGGAGGAGGCCGUGGCCAGGGGGCUCCUGGUGACGGGCAGCACGGAUGGCACGGCCAAGGUCUGGCAGGUGGCCAGUGGCUGCUGCCACCAGACACUGCGGGGCCACACAGGUGCCGUGCUCUGCCUGGUGCUGGCCACACCUGGCCGCACGGCCUUCACUGGAAGCACAGAUGCCACCGUCCGAGCCUGGGACAUCCUGAGUGGGCAGCAGCUGCGUGUGUUCCAGGAGCACCAGGGCUCCGUCAUCUGUCUGGAGCUGGUGAACCGGCACGUGUACUCGGGCAGCGCCGACAGGACGGUCAAGUGCUGGCUGGCAGACACGGGCGAGCGUGUGCGCACGUUCGCGGCCCACAGACACAGCGUGAGCGCCCUCAAGUACCACGCGGGCACCUUGUUCACGGGGAGCGGGGACGCCCGCGCGCGCGCCUUCGACGCCCAGUCUGGAGCGCUGCGGAGGGUAUUCCGCGGCCACGCCUUCAUCAUCAACUGCAUCCAGGUGCACGGCCAGGUGCUCUACACGGCCUCGCACGACGGCGCGCUGCGCCUCUGGGACGUGCGCGGCCUCCCGCGCGCCCCGCCGCUGCGUCCCGCCGCCCCCAAGCGCAGCCUCUCGCGCCUCUUCAGCAACAAAGUGGGCUGCGCCGCCGCCGCUCCCCUGCAGCCGGCCUGAGACGCCCCGACCGGCCGCCCACGGACCCGCGGAGGGAACGCGGCUGUCGGCACCGGGGGCUCCGAGGGCAAGGACCGGGGCGGCGGUGGUGCCUGUCCUCCGCGUCCGUUGACUUC